AUGGGAAUGAAAGGUGACUCUGUGAUCGAAAUCCCUAUGAACAAGAAGCAGAUCUCCACACUAAAAGACGCAUCGAAGUCAGGCUCCAAGAUGAAGGGCGCGAGCACGGAGCACGAGACGUCGGCCAGCGCUCCCGACGAGGACCCACCGGAGGCCUCGGAUGAGGACGGCAGCGCCGAGAGUCGGGAGGGCGACGGAGAGGCCGAGAGCAGCGAGCAGGCUACACUGCCGCGCCCCGUCACUUUCGAGGAGUUUAAGAAGACUUUGUCACCUGACGAGCUAGCCUUUUUCGCUGACGAAGACGAUGAAGAGGAUGGUCUGCCUCUUGAUGACGACGACGUUGACGACGAGAAGGCCAAGAAAAAGGGCUCUGAAAACGUAGAAGUGCGACUGCCGGAAGACGCAGACGAUGACGAAGGAGAUGACGAUGACGACGACGACGACGAUGAAGGUAGCGACGAAAAGGACAGCGAUGACGGCUUCGCCAACUUCAUGGCGGACGUCGAGGAUGACGCAAAACCCGAACCAAAGAUCCGCGUGGCUAAAGCGAGCAGCGAAGAAGUCCCAGAAAAGAAAAAGAACGACGUAGCGUACUACGAGUUUGACUACACGGAGCCGGGGAGCAGCGAACCUCCUGACGACAAGGAGAAAAGGGGGAAAGAACAUGCCGAAAAGGCGAAUUCUAAGACAGUCCUCAAGACCAUGUCUCUAUUUUACCAACAAAUGAUGGCCUGA
This is a messenger RNA of Frankliniella occidentalis (western flower thrips), 735 nucleotides long. RefSeq lists its product as uncharacterized. Bases 1 to 735 code for a protein of 244 amino acids. The transcript has 2 exons. The record is from RefSeq and is a predicted model, not a curated record. Lineage: Eukaryota; Metazoa; Arthropoda; Insecta; Thysanoptera; Thripidae.